AUGCCGGAUGCCAGCACAGAGGGUGUGGAGCUGGUCCUGAUGGGAGCCGAGCCGAGUCGGCUAGAAGCGGCAAACCUCGACGCGGAGCGUUUGAUCCCGACAAGCUGGACUCUGCCACCUCCCAGCGCAUGGCCACCCCGCGCACCCACGCGGAGGAGGUCGAUGCUCACAGAGGUGACGAGCAGAGAGGCUCAGAGAGGUUCCAUUCCCAAGCUUGGGAAAGCGAAACUGGCGGUGGUCCUGUACACCUUCGCACGCAUUGUUGCCAAUUUGGCCGUAUUCCCAAGGGAGCAUGCAAGGGAGCAACACGACGCCAAUAUGUUUUGUGGCGAUGACGAGACAUGUUACCAGUGGUACCAAUCUGAAUUCACGCCUUCAAUACUCACCUGGGGCCUCCUGUGUGACAGCAUCUUGAGGCCCUUUAUUACAGGACUGGGACUCUAUGUGCUGUUUCAUCGCAAUGAUCGCCUAUCUGUGAAAUCACCGCUGCACCUUUGGACCAAAGCGGUGCUCUUCUGCCUUGCUUCUUUUCACUGUGACUUCAGCGUGACCCUAACUUCUGGUAGCUUGCGCUGGCGUGGUGGUGGUGCUGGGUGGCUACUGAUGCCAUGGGAAGUUCUCUGCAACUGCAUGCAGCUGCACAUGAUAAAUUUGAAAUUGCAUGCGCUGGGCUGGCAGCUCACGGCGCAAGUCUGCAAGGCCUUGAUGCUUGGACAGCUGCUUUCUUGGGCAACUUGGGCGUUUCUGUGGGGGUCUUUCCGCUAUAACCUAGGUUGGGUAGCGGACACUAUUGUCCUGUGCCCCACGAUGCUCAUCCUGGAGUUUCUCGGACUGUUUUACUCAGCAAGCAGAGCUCUUUUCGUGGGUUGGCGUGAUGGUACAAUCAGAGCAACUGCGUGGUGCCUGUACAUCAACUCCUUGCUGCUGUGGCUGGGGCCCGUCCUCAGUUAUUGUGGGUUGUUAGGUUUUCAAUAUGGGCAAAAUAGGCGAGAUGGUGCGAAUGCCCCCAGUGGAAUCUUUGAGACAGCAACAGAUGCCACCCUGACUUUGGACAUUGGUUUCCAAGUCUUGAAUGUGCUGCUGCUCAGUGGAAUUGUCGGCCCCCGGCAGUGGCAAGAUCCCAUGGCGGCUUUUCAAAGGUUGGCAUACCUGCAGGGUUUCGGCCUCGCGUCCAAACGGAUUGCUUUCCCCGGGCAGCUGAACCCACAUUCCAAGGACUGCGUCGUAUCGUUCCCUGGGAAGUACAGCCAGCAAUGGGACGAGGCAGUGUCUACUGCCAAGACACAGCAGGGCUUUUCGCUUGCAUGUGUGUUCCUCACGGACCGUGUGUCUGGUCUGGGCGAGCACGUCGAGAAUCCAGAUGCGUCGGGUGAGUGCUGGUGCCGCGCGAUUUACGGGCAGUUGCCUGCCUCAACCUACCUGGCCGUAGUCGAUGCACGUCCUGAAGGUUGCUGCAAAGUGCUGGGAGGGCUGGGACCGGGACGGCAAGGCCUCUCACAACAGGACUUGGAGUUCAAACGAGCAGAUGCCCAGGCCAUGGGCCAACGCCUGGUCGUCCGACGGAAUCAAGCAGACUGGGAGUGGGAGCGAGAGCUCCAAGAAGCCGAAGAGGACGCCCGAAGGCGCUGCACGGAGAACCAGGGCCGUGCUCCUUGGGGAUGCAGAUGGUUCGAGGACUGGCGCAGGAACGUUGAGAGAGCCGUGGAGCUGAAGCAAAGCCUUCACGUCUUCUACUUCGAGGGCCGCACUGGUCAGGGCAAUGGUUUGGGAUCAGCUCCCCUGUCAGGAGGCCAAGGAGCGCGUGCGGCUUCAGAGCGGCUUGGGCGCCUCCCAGACGGCUGA
Symbiodinium sp. CCMP2456 is the source of this 1842-nucleotide messenger RNA. Lineage: Eukaryota; Dinophyceae; Suessiales; Symbiodiniaceae. The record is from the annotation of a GenBank genome assembly.